UCCAUUCUGCCUUAAGCAGCGGUCUAAACAAACCAAGACUAGCUCACCAAAGUAUCUGACAAAACACAAACAUGGCGCCUACUUGCACCGACAGCUACCGAUAAAAGAGUGUCGCGAACAAGUGGGAAACAAAGUUUUCAGAUAUUAUCGAAGUGCACCCACUUUGUGUCUUCAGUGGUGGAUUUGGUAAUGUAAAACACGAACGGAAUAGCUCGAGCUGGUGAAAGCUGCAAGUUGCCUACAUGUCAACAUUGUCUCUUGUAGUGUUGUAAAGAGCUGGCACACCCAGCCAUGAUCGAGGACAAGGGUCACCGUGUGACCGACUACUUUGUGGUGGCCGGGUUGACAGACAAGUCCACGCCCCUGGAGCAGGACCUGUCGGAGACAAAGUCCAGCGGGCCCAAGGCGCCCAUUACUGACCUGGCCAUCAUCAACAAGUCGGCGGGCGAGACUGUGCCGGAGGGCUUCACCUGCAUCGACAGCACCUACAGUGGGCAGCAGGCCAACCUCAACCACGGCAGCCUUAAGAGCCACGAGCUGUUCCUCUGCUACAAGAGGGGCCGCGACAAGCCCCCGCUCAUCGAUAUUGGGGUGUUAUACGAAGGGAAGGAGCGUCUCAUCCAGGGCUGUGAGGUCAUUCAGGCCACGCCGUACGGCCGCUGUGCCAACGUCAACAACAGCUCUGCCACCUCGCAGCGCAUCUUCAUCACCUUCCGCCGUGCGCCGCCCGUCCAGCCCCAGAACUCACUGGCCGUCACCGACAUCUGCGUCAUCGUCACUAGCAAGGGCGAGACGCCGCCGCACACCUUCUGCAAGGUGGACAAGAACCUCAACUGUGGCAUGUGGGGCUCCAGCGUUUUCCUGUGCUACAAGAAAUCAGUGUCGGCGUCCAAUUCCAUCAAUUACAAAGCCGGCCUCAUCUUCCGCUACCCAGAGGAUGACUAUGAGUCCUUCCCCCUGUCUGAGUCUGUGCCCCUGUUCUGCCUCCCCAUGGGGGCUAAGAUCGAGUGCUGGGCCCCCAACACACGCUACCCUCUGCCCGUCUUCUCCACCUUUGUGUUAACCAACUCCUCUGGGGAAAAGGUGUACGGCGCAGCCAUCCAGUUCUACGAGGCCUACCCCAUAGAUCUCCUCAGUGAGAAGCAGAAGGUGCAGCUGGGCCUGCUCACCACCGUGGAGAAGAUGAUGAUCCCCAACCGGACGGUCAACACCAACAAGUGCAUCUGCCUGCUCUCCCGCUGGCCCUUCUUCGAGUCUUUCCGCAAGUUCCUCAUGUUCCUCUACAAGCUGUCCGUCUCGGGCCCCCACCCGCUGCCCAUCGAAAAGCACAUCUCGCACUUCAUGCACAACGUGUCCUUCCCCUCACCUCAGAGGCCCAGAAUCUUGGUCCAGCUCUCUGCACAUGACACCUUGAUGCUCGCACAACCUGUGUGCACUCCUCUGCCUCUCAGUGGGGCAGACUACAGUACGUUGCUGAUGAACCUGGGCUCAGAGAACUGUGCCACGCUGCUGCACUUUGUCCUGCUGGAGAGUAAGAUCCUGCUUCACUCCCUGAGACCCGCUGUACUCACCGGGGUAGCAGAGGCCGUAGUGGCUAUGAUCUUUCCAUUCCAGUGGCAGUGCCCGUACAUCCCCCUGUGCCCCCUCUCCCUGGCGGGGGUCCUCAAUGCCCCCUGUCCCUUCAUCGUGGGCGUGGACUCCCGCUACUUUGACCUUUAUGACCCCCCGCCGGACGUGGUCUGUGUGGACCUGGACACCAACACUAUUUACCUGUCUGAUGAGAAGAGACACAGUAACUGGAAAAACCUCCCAAAGAAACCCUGCAAGAGUCUGUUUACCUCCCUGACCAACCUGCACCACCAGUUGGGCAUCGUGCGUCGGACAGCCCAAGAGGGAUUGGCAGUGGAGAUGACCCCCAUCGAGGCGGACUUCACCUGGCACAAGAAGAUGACCUCCCUGGAGAUGGAGAUCCAAGAGGCCCUGCUGCGCUUCAUGGCCAACAUCCUGAAGGGCUACCGCUAUUACCUAAAACCCAUCACCCAGGCCCCCUCCGAGAAGGCCACCUCCGCAGACUCACUAUACGACUUACAGGGGUUUCUGAAGAGCAGGGAGCGCACCCACCAGAAGUUCUACUCCCAGCUGACCAAGACUCAGAUCUUCAUCCGCUUCAUCGAGGAGUGCACGUUCGUCAGCGACAAGGACACGGGCCUGGCCUUCUUCGAUGACUGCAUUGAGAAGCUAUUUCCCUCCGAUAAAGGCAGUGACAAAGGCACUAAGGUGGAGGGUGAGUCCUCAGAGGACACCAAGCUUAUGGAACUAGACGAAUCACAGAAGAGCGAGCACACGGUCUUCGUCAUGCCUCCAGAACCCCCUGCCACUGAGGAUGGGUCUGACCCCCCUGCCUACUACAGUUAUAAGAGUUUUCCUCGGUUGCGUUUGGACCUGUUUGACCGCCCCAGGGAGGUGAUACCAGCGCUGAGGAGUAGUACACCAGGGGCCAGCCUGUCCAACAGCCCUGCACUACUGGCCAAGAGGACCAAGCAGGAGAUCAAGCUGGCCUACAAGAUGGCCAAGCGCUUCUACUCCAACCCUCCGCUGUGGGCCAAGUGUCUGUUCAGCCACUGCUACAGCCUGUGGUUCAUCUGUCUGCCCGUGGGGGUGAGGCUGGCCCAGUCCAAGAGCUGGGCCAUGCAGCAGGCCUACAACGUCCUGCUGAAAAUGAGGACCUCUGAGGUGGAGGUGCUGGAUGAGGUGUGUUACCGUGUAGUGAUGCAGCUGUGUGGCGUGUACGGUCAGCCUGUCAUGGCCGUCCGUGUUCUGGUGGAGAUGAAGAAGGCGGGAGUGCACCCUAAUGCUAUCACCUAUGGAUACUACAACAAGGCUGUUCUGGAAGGCCCCUGGCCCAGUCGGAACCGAAGCGGUCUCUUCAUGUGGGCCAAGGUGCGCAACGUGGCGCGCGCUGUCUCUCAAUUCAAACAGGCAGUCCACCGGACGCCCGCCAUGAAUGGACCCACCAUCAUCACGACAGGAAGUGAUAUUGGCCAAUCAGUGGGCGGCUCGGCGAGCAGCGACGGCGACCGGCUGAGCCACUGGAGUGUGGACAGCUCCAGCGAGGCGAAUGGAGAGGAUCACAAGCUGUUCGCACGCAGCCUCAUCAUAGGAGACGCCACGGACAACCACUGCAGCAGAGGAGUUCAGUCUGAUCAAGGCUAUGGCUCUAAAGAUGAGUUGCAUCAGGACCUAGUGGAUUUGGCUCAAUCAGCAGCCCUUGUAAUCGCCGUGGAUCAGUGCAGCAAGCCCAAAGCACAGCACAACGGUGGGGACAUAGCUGGCUCGUUGGACAGUGCAGUGGUUGUAUUGGAGCCCCCCGGCCCUGUUAAAGCCCUCCCACAUGUCCCUAGCAUCGUCAAGCUGUCCACAGGGGCGAGUUUUGAUACCGCUUUGAAGAGAGGAGACACUGCCCCUGGGAAGCUGUUCUCUCUGCGCAGCCAGAGCGAGGACGUCUCCCUGCUGGAGGAGGGUAAGUCUGCAGCCCCGGGUGGCUCCGGGGUGGCGGGGCCUGCAGUCCAGGGGCAGGUCCAGCGCCAGAAGGCCUUCUCGGAGCGCAGCUGCAGCUUCAGUGCCGAGAGCCGUGCCGGCAUGCUGAUGGAGAAACAUGGUGUGGACCACAUCGCCAGCCGCAUGGGCGCAGAUGCACGGAUCUUGGCGGCGGCUCUCUCUGGGGGCGGCACCAACCCCCCGCCUACAAAGCCGCUUCCCAGUGCGGCCAAAGCCCUUUUUAAGGACCUGGAGUUGGAGUCUGAGGAGGGGCGGGGUCCGACUCUGGGGAAACUGUCAGAGGAGGAGGGGCCAGUAAAGGACCCAACCCCACUGGAGGAGGAGGAGGGGAUAUGGAAAGAGGAGAAGAGGAUGAAAGGUGGCAGGAAGGAGGCAGGAGAAAAGGAUGAGAUUGGUCUAAAGUUGGAGGAGGAAGAUGAGGAAAGAGAUUCAGGGGGGAGGGGCUCUAUCUCUCUGCCAACCUUGGAGAUUAAGGAGGUGCAGGUAGGGGCAGACCCCCUCUCCCUCCUUGUCUCGGAGCACGAGGAGUUAGCCUCCGUAACCAGUCAGGAGCUGCCGCAAUCCCUGCCUGCCGUGGUGUCCCGAAACCUGGCCGACGAGAUUGAGAUGUACAUGAGCCUCCGGAGCCAGCUUGGCCCCAAAUCCUGUAGCAUGGAGCUCCACCAGGGGGGCCAGGGAGGGGACUCUUCCCCGGAUGCUGCCCCAGUGACGCAACCUCUAGAACGGAGGUCCAGCCUCCCCAUGCCCCCUGUCAAACACCCAGGGGGGUCAAGCGGGGACACGACGCCUAAACACAGCCCCGCAGCCGUCACACGCUCCAAGACCUUCGCUGUGAAGGCCUCCAGGAGCCCUGCCUCUUCCAGGGGUGUUGUGGCCAACCCAAGGUCAUCGUCGCUGACUGCGCUGGUGAGGUCGUCACAGAGCGGUUCGCUGGGCUCGGUCAUCAACUCCAUCUCGGGCAUGAAGAUGGACGCCCUGCUCUCGGGUCCCAAGAUGGACGUGUUAAAGUCAGGCAUGAAGCAGGCAGGGAACCUGGCCAGCAAGGUGUGGGGAGCCGUGGCCUCAGCCUACUCUUACUCCGACGACGAGGAUGAGCUGGGCCCGGGCUAUAGGGAUAGGGACAGUUUCCCUGCUGGGCUGGAUGAGUCCAUGCUGUUGGGGGGUGGAGGAAGGGACAGUCCCACCCACAGAGGGCCCACCCAAGGCCUGGUGUCCAACGGCCUGACCCAGAGCAGCACCAGCCUGGGCAGCAGCAGUGGGAGCAGCGACACAGGGAGAGGACCCCACUCCACACAUGUGACUCCAGGAAGGCCAGGCAGAGGUCCAGACUCUGAGAGGUCAGACCAAGGCUCCCACCACGCCAGCUCCUCUAGUAUCUACCAGAACUGUGCCCUGGAGGUGCUGAUGUCCAGCUGCUCCCAGUGUCGGUCCUGUGAGUGUCUGGUGUACGAUGAGGAGAUCAUGGCAGGCUGGACGGCAGAUGAUUCCAACCUCAACACCACCUGUCCCUUCUGCCGCACCGCCUUCCUGCCCCUGCUCCACGUUGAGUUUAACGACCUGCGCACCACCACAGGGUUCUACCUGAAUCCCAGUGCAUCAGGAGACAGUAUCCACAGCACCAGCCACCAGGCCACAGCCACGGACUCCACCGAGAACAAGGUGGGGGGUGCAGUGGACACCCCGCCCCCGGACCUCAUCAGCUUCCCAGAAUCUGAGGACCCAGGAGAGGCCCCGGCCAGCCAGACUGCCACGCACAAGAGUUUGGUACCGGAGCCGGCUCAGUCGGACCCCCUGGGCCUGCUGGAGCACCAGGCAGGGAAGAGGGGGACGUCUCUGACACGCAGCAACAGCGUGGGCGGGCCUCUACAGAGCCUGGUUGACCAGAGACAACCAGAACAUAGUGUUUCCACCACCAGCUUGCCCUGCAGCCUGACAGAGAUGGAUGGCCUGGGACAGAAGCGGUCCAACCCAAUGCCAGUGUCUGUGCCCUACCUCAGCCCCCUGGUCCUCCGCAAAGAACUAGAGACCCUACUGGAGAACGAGGGAGACCAAGUCAUCUACACCAACAAGUUCCUGAGCCAGCACCCCAUCAUAUUCUGGAACCUGGUGUUUUAUUUCCAACGCCUGGACCUGCCCAGCUACCUGCCUGGCCUCAUCCUCACCUCAGAACAUUGCAACAAUGGAGUACAGCUCCCCCAGACAUCCCUGUCUCAGGACAGUAAACAGGUGUAUGUUCAGCUGCUGUGGGACAACAUCAACCUGCACCAGGAACCUGGGGAUCCCCUCUACCAGAGCUGGAGGACCCUGAUGGAGAAGAAGGGCACCCUGGCCCCCACGGACUACCAGGAGACACGGACCCUCCUGAACAGCAUCGUCCGCAGCAUCCAGACCAACGACGUCUACGGCCCAAUCAACCUGCUCCUCCGGGAGGUCAAGAGGAACCCAGAGGUCAAACGCCAAAGGGGUAUCUAUAGGGAGAUCCUCUUCCUGGCGCUGGUGGCAUUGGGACGGGAGAACAUUGACGUCGAGGCCUUUGACCGUGAAUACCGCCUGGCCUUUGAUGAGCUGAGCCCAGAGCAGCUCAAGGCCCUGCACAAGAUUGACCGGCCACCCAACAGCAACGUCCAGUGGUGCCUCAAGUGCUUCGGUGCGCCAGUCAUCUGAUUUGGCCACUGCUGCCAUCUGCUGGACGGUCUGAUGACCUCACUCACUCACACUGUGGAGAAAAGCAGAGAGAGGAGGCCGAGAGAAAGAAACUUGAUGGGUGGUGAGGGUGUAAGGGAGAAUUUUGUACAGAUAAUUUUUGCACCUUCAUAUCACCCAAAGAUGGUACUUUUUAACCCUCUCCCGAAAGGCUCUUUUGUUGUUCUUUCUGCUUCUUGCAGCUUUUCCCGCGGGUCGCUUGUAACUCAAAUACUUAUUUAUGUAAAUACUCUGGAAGGUCAGGAAAAGAGCCUUGUUCUUUAUAAAAUGGUGUGUUUCUUUACCGAUGGUGUAGAGAGAAUGAAUGUUGCUUGUACAGAGUGUUAAUUAGUCCCUUUUACGAUUGAGUAUGCGUGUAUGUCUCACUGCCCUGUCCUGAGUGGCCUUGCUCCAGCUCUGUCUUACUGUCCUAUAGCCCCAGGGUCUGACCCCUACACCCCUGGCCCUAGAACCACCUUGUAGUAUCCUAGUAGACAAUUCACCCAUGGACAGAAAUCUGAUCAUCACUGUCAUUGAAAUGGUAGCUUUACCAGUCUGAUGGUUGUCUUUUUUUGUACAUAUUUUUCUACAUGGGGGGUGCCUUGAUGAUGAUGAUUUCUACAGAUUCAGUCUUAACUAAUGUUAUUGUGUCAUUGUGGAUGUUUGUCUCUCAAUGCAAUUCAUUUUUGAGAAGUAGAUUUCUCUCGUUUUGUGUAAAUAAGUGUUGGCGAUCAGUUCGAGAACAUUCCAGAACCCUGCACACGUGUCUUAAAAGAAAAGCCAGAACUAAAUUAGGUUUUAUUCUUACAACAUAGACAUCCCAAUGGGAGAGAAAAGGAAUCCGUCGCAGAAUACUCAAAACCUAGAAUGUUCCAGGUUUAGCCACCAGCCAUUUUGGGGCUAAAAAUCUAAUGUAACCAUGAAUAGGAAGGGAACUGAGAUGCCAAACUACUGAAGUGCAGCUCUUUCCUUCUCCUUCCAUCGCUCCAUCCCCAUGCCUUAAGCAAAAGACGAGAGCCGUUCUCUCACAGGGAAAGAAACCAUGGUAAGUUACUGUGGUGCCUCAGUAGUAGUGACAAGACAGUCAGUCCGUGUAAUGUUUUUAACAAUUUUAUUUUUAACUGCAACGUACAGUUCAACUAUUAUGGUAAUAUAUGCUUUCAUGUGAUUAAAUAUCUGCUUGUGUACAUGCUUGGGUUACUCCAUAAUCAUAGACCAUAAUAUAUAGACACGAUAUCUGACUGGCAUAGAAAUAUGCCUCCCUUUUGAAAGCUUAACCAUCAUGAAGCAUUGUAGUUAAGGCAAAUACUGUUCGCUUAGGAUAAGCUAGCUUUUAAGGUUUACAUAUUAGUGUGGUCUGCUUUAAUUAAUUUUGUCACGUCUCUUGUUUUUCAUUUAUUGUGAAUGGAAUAUCAACUUUGACAUUGAACAGCGGAAGAGACUUUACACAGCACAUAAAAGGGCUCAUUCAAACAGGAGAAAUAUGCCCAGGGCCUGUAGGAGUGAGUGUUGAUCUAGGAUCAGGUCUACACCUGUCCAUAAUCUUCAUUAUUAUUAUCUAAAAGGCUACAUUUAUCCUAGAUCAGCACUCCUACUCUAAGACGCUUUUAGAAUACGGACCCAGAUGACAUUACAGAAAGUAUCAUAACUCCUACUACAACGGCUCUACCCACCAUGUUGUAGGACAAUGGUUAGAGGUGGUCCUUUUUAGAUAUAAAUGCGAGAGUCACACACAAGUGUGAAUAUUCUCUAUGUAAAGUUGUCAGAUUGCACUGCUUAGAUUAGUACAUUAUUUAACCCCAAUAGGGAUAAUCUGUUCCAACAUUUUAGAGGUUAAACGUCAAACUUUACACCACGUAACAUUUCAUUUACCACCCAUUUCUUUCCAAAACAGAAAAUGUGAUGACAAAAUCUAAAACCUCCAGGAAACCUAAACCUAAAUCCAACUAUUAUUAUAACAUUUGAACAUAUGGACUACAGAACAUGUAUCAAUCCAAUCACAGUGGUGUUAUACAUUUGAUAACUAACUUCUCCUUGUAUCUAAACGAUUUCACCAUAUAUGACAUCGUACAUUUGAGCAUUUCCCUAUUGGCUAAAAGUUUAUGAUGUGCUUGCCAGAGGAUCUAUAGAAAAUACUGUACUAUACAAAAUGGUUCAAUCAACUCUUCCGUCCUGUGGAAUGCUUGUGAAUGUCUAUACACUAUUGUACUGCAAUAAAUGAGUUGUGACCUGAUUCAAAACAAA
Coregonus clupeaformis (lake whitefish) is the source of this 8484-nucleotide messenger RNA. Its product is annotated as DENN domain-containing protein 4C. Bases 292 to 6222 code for a protein of 1976 amino acids. Gene Ontology annotation, biological process: regulation of Rab protein signal transduction. The transcript has 34 exons. Gene Ontology annotation, cellular component: ESCRT I complex; cytoplasmic vesicle. NCBI's taxonomy places the organism in Eukaryota, Metazoa, Chordata, Actinopteri, Salmoniformes, Salmonidae. Gene Ontology annotation, molecular function: protein binding. The record is from RefSeq and is a predicted model, not a curated record.